This is a messenger RNA of Zonotrichia albicollis (white-throated sparrow), 2101 nucleotides long. Its product is annotated as TLR adapter interacting with SLC15A4 on the lysosome. Lineage: Eukaryota; Metazoa; Chordata; Aves; Passeriformes; Passerellidae. The record is from RefSeq and is a predicted model, not a curated record. Gene Ontology annotation, biological process: regulation of toll-like receptor signaling pathway.
GUGCAAGUCCACGAGUCAGCUGAGCAGCACCGAGCUCCUGCCAGUGGAAGUGUUGGUGGAAUUCGGUUCCGAUUUCAGCCCCGACUCUCUGCUCCUUCCUCGUGCCCCGUUCUGGCUGUCGGCAGCUCCUCAGCAUCACACCGUGGUCAGGAACAUCUCAAUUCAUUUUCAAACAUCCUCUUUUAGCUGUAGCCCUCUCUUUGUGUUCAAAAACCGCGCCCUCUCCCAGUGGGAUCACUUCUGUUUUAUGAGUUCAAAAUGCUGGGGAGUUGCAUCAUGAGCACAUCAGGCUUCUUGUGCACAGGCAGCAGUGAGGAAAGGCUGGGGAACCGUCUGCCCCCUCCCAGCAGCUCUGCAGGACGGCUCUGGGCUCGGGGAAAUCCAUCUUGGACCUGGCUGGGCUUGCUUAUGAAGUACAAUCUGUCUGAAGUAGCCACGAUGAGGAAGAGACCUGGCAGCAGAAGGGAUGUUACAGAUGAAGCAGCUGAUUAAAGCCCAUCCUGUACCUUCAGAAUGAUUUUUGUGGACAUGGGCUCCAUGGAACUCUGGUGAUCCCUGCUGCUCACACUUGUCACCAUGCUGGCAGAAGGCAUCCUAACGAGGCUCAUCUACAGAGAAAGCUGUCAUCAAGAUAAGCCUCGCAAAUCCCCUGCAUCCCAAAAGGCCAAAGAGGGAAUCUGGAGACAGAAACUUGUAGACAUCCCAAGAAUUAAAGGCUUUGCUGAUGGAUGUGAGGAGCGGGAGGAGCUCUCUGCCAGAAGCAGCCAAGGGGAAGCCGGGAGCAGCCCCCGAUGGGGAUCCAUAGGGAAGGAGCCUGCGAAGGAUCAGGGAAUGCUGCUUAAAGGCACUGCAUCCCCAGCUGUACACAUCCCCAGGAGAGGAGGGAGCCUGGACCAGGUGGAUUUGUACAGAUCCUGGCCUUGCAACAGCAUUUACCAGAACUACCCUGACCUGCAGAUCGGGGGGGACCGCGUGGGGGGCCCCACGUGUGACUCGGGCUGUGUCCUGGACCGCGGGUGUGAUGAGCUCCCCGACGGGCCUGUGCUGCUCUCCAUAGACAUUCCCCUGGGUCAGUCCCCUCUGUGUGAGCAUCCCAAAAAGCCCACUGGGAUGUCCCUGCCUGCAGAUGAAGCUGGAGAAAGGAGCCUCCUGCUCAGCGAGGAGCCCCUGUCCAACUCCACGCUCAACAAGUACAUGGAGGCCAAAGUGGCAGAGCUCUACAAACAGUUUUUUGAAGAAAGCCUGGCCAGGUGUGGUUCCAUAACAAACCUGCUGACCUGCAGCUGGAUAAGGAACAGCCUGGACCAGAUAAGUGUUCAGAUCUCCCAGGAGCAGAACAUAGAAACCUCCAGAGCCAGGGGAGCCCUCCUGCACUCGUUGGCUUUGUUCAGCUCCCGCAACGCUCCCAACAGGAACAGCUCCGAGUUCAGCACCCCAAACCUCCAAAUCUCCAACACAGGGGCUGCAAAAUGGAGCUGCAGGAUGGAAUUCACAUCCUGACUGAGCUGCUCAGCUCAGGAGAGGGAUGGGAUUCAGGUAUGAGUGAUUCACUGCGAGGAUUAGGUUGGGAAAUGGAAACAUUUGCACACUACACUUGUUCUAGUUAAUAUUUUGAGUUUUAAACCCCUUUGGUAGCAGGACAAGUAAAGGUCAUUGUUUUCUGGUUUUUAAUGGAGAAUUUGAAAUUAAUUUCUCUCCAAAAUGCUGGUUAAUCAUAAUCAUUGUUUUUAUGAUAUAUAUAGAAUCAUAGAACUGUUGAAGUUGGAAAUGACCGCUAAGAUCAAGUCCAACCAUCAACCCAGCACCACUAAAUCAUGUCCUCAAGUGCCACAUCCACACAUAAAAGCAUUCAUUUUCUGCAAAAUCAGCAAGCAAAGAUGACUGCAGCAUUCCUGAAAAAAUAGUGCAAGAUUCCUGCAUCUUCAUUUGGAAAUUUAAAUGCAGAUUUUCAUAUGGAAAUACUGCUGUUUAGCACUGAAACACAUUUUCUCCCUUUGCUCUGGCUUCUCAGCAAAUAUUUCAGCUGGAAAUUAUUCAUUAUGUCACCACUGUAAAAUGAUCGAUGAAUUGGACUAUUACCUGCUCUGCAGAAAUUUUUUUU